Messenger RNA from Gordionus sp. m RMFG-2023, 2172 nucleotides. RefSeq lists its product as uncharacterized. The transcript has 3 exons. NCBI's taxonomy places the organism in Eukaryota, Metazoa, Nematomorpha, Gordioida, Chordodea, Parachordodidae. The coding region runs from base 1 to 2172 and encodes 723 amino acids. The record is from RefSeq and is a predicted model, not a curated record.
AUGGAGAAUAUAAAUUCUCAUAUACCUCCAAUUAAAUCUCACACGAAAAGGAUCAAAAAUAAUAUAAAUACAUCUAUAAUUAUAUCCAAACAAACUCCAACAAAUCUCAUUUCAAAAAAGAUCCCUUGCACAAAAAUUUCAUGCAUCAUAUUAGAUCUUAUAAUAGUGCGAUCGCCUUCGCCAGUAUGGGAGCACAAAUUUCAGAAUUAUCAGACUGAUAUUCUACCUAAAUUUGCUCAGUUAUAUGUGUUGGAUACAUCUCAGGCCAUUGCAGGACGUCUUCAGCACCCUGCCAAUUCUGAUUGUGAUAUAAAUAUCAAGAGACAUUUAGAUGAGCUUAUACGCCAAAUUAAUCCCUAUGCUUUAAGUUUCAAAACCUUAGGGGAAGUUGAGAAAGCUGAGUUAUCCCUUGCAGAACAUUCAAAUAUAUUACUGCCAAAGAUUAAUAUGAUAUUUCGCGGAGAUCGUUCUAGCGACCGUAGGCGGUAUAAUUUUCCUACAAUUGAUUACGUAGCAAUGAUUUUUACAAAUGAUGAUGGGGAACCUCCCUUUAAGAGAGAUAUAAAAGUGUAUCCUAUAUCCAAUGGGAAUAAUUUAGUAAUUCUUAACGCAUUAAGCCCUAAUUUAGACCCAAUGGUUUACCCUGUACUAUUUCCUCAUGGAGAUCCAGGUUGGCAGCCUAAUAUGAUUGCUGAAGGCUUUGAAAAUUCUGGGCGUUCAAAAAUAUCCAUGCUACAAUUUAAAAUUGCCCGUUUAGCGGUUAGACAAAAUAUUUUUAACCCCCUUCUUAAUGCCGGGAGACUAACUCAACAAUAUAUUGUAGAUUCCUAUCUACAAGUUGUAGCUAAUAAUCUUAAUUUCAUAAAGUUUAAUCAGUCUAAGUUACGCGUUGAGGAAUAUUCAGGACUAAUGGAUUAUUUAGCCUCCGAUUUUUCCAAUAAUAUUAAUAUACCUAUAGGACGGGCAGUUAUUCUACCAUCUUCUUUUCAAUCUCCUAGAAACAUGCAAGAGCGUUAUCACGACGCAAUGUCUAUCGUCUUAAAAUAUGACAAACCCGAUCUUUUUAUAACUUUUACUUGCAACCCAACAUGGCCCGAAAUAUCCGAAAAUCUUUUUAACGGUCAAACGCCUGCCGAUAGACCUGAUAUAGUUUCUAGAGUUUUUAAAAUUAAAUUAGCUGCUUUUUUAUCUGAUAUCACUAAAAAUAACAUGUUCGGGAAAACAUUGGCAUAUGUUUAUACAAUUGAAUUUCAAAAAAGAGGAUUACCUCAUGCCCAUUUGUUGUUCAUUAUAAGUUCAGAGCAUAAAAUUGAUACCGCUGAGGCUAUAAAUAAAUUUGUAUGUGCCGAGAUACCAGAUAGGACUAACAAUUCACAAUUAUUUAACAUUGUUACGCUUUUUAUGAUUCAUGGCCCCUGUGGCAUUCUUAAUCCUCGAUCACCUUGCACGGAUAAUGGCGUAUGUACUAAAAAUUUUCCUAAAGAUUUUAUAAAUGAUACAAUAACAAAUACUAAUGGGUAUCCUCUAUAUAAAAGAAGGGAUGUAGGUUCUAUAUUAAUAUUUGGUAAACCUGUUUAUAAUCGUUUUGUUAUUCCAUACAAUACCUACUUACUUUUAAAAUACAAUGCUCAUAUCAAUGUUGAAAUAUGCACUUCUCUUAAAUCAGUAAAAUAUAUUUUUAAAUACGUAUAUAAAGAUUAUGAUUGUGCAAAUAUCGAUUUAAAUUUAGAAUCUCUCCCCCCUAAAUAUGAUGAAAUUAAAAGUCAUUUAAACACUCGGUAUGUUAGCUCAUGUGAAGCGAUGUGGCGGUUAUUAGAGUAUCCCAUGCAUGAUCGUUCACAUGCCAUUAUUCGAUUAGCUCUCCAUAUGCCUUUUAAACAAUCUGUCUAUUUUCAACAGGGCGAUGAAAGGGAGGCUUUCAAAAGAGCUAAUUUACAUAAAACUACACUUACUGCUUGGUUUCUCUUAAAUCAAUUUAAUCCUUGCGCCAGACAAUAUCUAUACAUUGAUAUUCCCUAUCACUAUGUUUUUGUCAAUUAUAUCUGGCAAGAAAGAAAACGUGGCCAUCAAUCUAUCAUCUCUAGAAUGUUUUCUACCGAUAUUAAAUGUGGAGGUUUUACCUACGCCUACUUCUUCUUCAUGUUCCUGGAGCAACAAGCUUCGAUUUUUUGA